Daphnia pulicaria is the source of this 10678-nucleotide messenger RNA. RefSeq lists its product as uncharacterized. Gene Ontology annotation, cellular component: membrane. Bases 1 to 10407 code for a protein of 3468 amino acids. The transcript is spliced from 3 exons. Gene Ontology annotation, molecular function: ATP binding; ABC-type protein transporter activity. The record is from RefSeq and is a predicted model, not a curated record. Lineage: Eukaryota; Metazoa; Arthropoda; Branchiopoda; Diplostraca; Daphniidae. Gene Ontology annotation, biological process: protein import; protein targeting.
AUGGCUUUCACCAACGAAGAAGAUGUUGUCCAAUGGAUUGAAGAACGUUUAAUAUCACCCAGCACCAAACUGAAACAGGUCGUACACAAAAUCAGGACGAAAUUGAGACGACAACUAAACAACGUAGAAUUGGCUUUCGUCCAAAGAAAAUACCUCGAAGUCUUUCUUAAAUUAUGGCUAGAGGAAAGUCUUCAAAAGGCUAACGAAGACGAUACGAGCACGGAAAUGUCUACCUCAUUGAAGGAACUGGAGUCUAUCCAGUGCCUCAGAGACAUUUCUCUUCUAGACGAAGAAUCAAAAUUGAAAAUUUGGUGUGAUGGUAAACGCCUGCGUUUGAUUCUCAGUCAACGCGACGUUUUUGAAUUCGCACCAUAUUCCUCGACUUUAGUCAACAACUAUUUCAAACAAUUCAAGAUAUCUUGCACCAAAAAGAUGUUUUCUCAAUGCUUGAGGGAUAGAGACAACGCCGAGAAGCACAUGCAUUUCAUUUCGGCUCUGAGUGACUUCUUGUCGUUUGUCAAUCUCGACAUCAGAAGGUCGAAGGUGUUUGAUGAUUUUUUCCUAAUAAAGUAUGUCGUCAACGAGAUAGGACACAGAGAUAUAGCUGGUAUGAUAUAUAGAUCAUAUCUGUAUAGCGAUAUAUCUCUAGAUAUCGCUGACAGCCAGUGCCAGUACGACAGUAGCAACGGAAGAGUGUUGGUCGAACGACUAGUAGAACGUUGCGGGAUUCAUUUUAAGGACGACCCUUCGGUGGAGGUAGAAAAGUUUGUGGCAUCGGCCAAUUCAUUAGCAGCGGAUGAAUGGACACCAAGAUUGCAAUCGCUAACAGAAGAGACUUGCAGGAAACUGCUAUUACCUCUCGUUACAGCCAAAAUAACGACGGAGGGAGAGAGAAGGAUCGUUACUGUCAAAGGCGUCGCCAUCCUCGUCAGUGAAAUUAAGGAGCAAAUAAUAGAGUUGAAGGACGAAUGCAAUGCCCAAGAAGUGCAAAUGAUUGGAUUGGUAACUGUUCGCGUCGACUGCGACCUGGAGCGAGACAUCUGGCACGGAAUCAACCUGGUCGUCGUCACCGACAAACUUUUCGUCGACGGGUAUUUCAGCUGGGAUGUGUCGGGUCAGCACUGUUGUGCUCAAUCAGGCACCGCAUCUAGUGGUCAACUUCCAGGCGAUGACGGUCUGGCUGGCAACCACGGUCUACCGGGCGAGAGUGGCGGCAACGUUUCCGUCAUUUGCAACGAAAUGUUUCACGCUGAACGAUGGACAAUUUCAUCCCACGGAGGCUUUGGAAGCAACGGGCAGAACGGUGGCGACGGCAAAAAUGGAAAAGAUGGUGAAAGCGGAGCCUCGAAAUGGAGCCAAUCAGAUUUCGAAUCAAAAUUUCCAACUAUGUCCAAAUUGAGUGGCUAUUCAGCAGGUGAAGCCGUGACCAUAACAUUGCGCACACUUAAACGCAUAUUACCUCGAGAAAAUAGAGAUUAUGGAAAAGAUAUUAUAAAACCUGGAGACGAUACAGACAUAUUUUUCAUUGAGGGCACUCCCAACAACGGUGGUACUAUAACAGUUUCGUAUAAAAACGGAAUAAGCAGACACUCUAUGGUCUUGUGCAAAGGUGCAAGGGGUAAAGUUGGUCAAAAAGGAGGCAAAGGUGGACAAGGAGGCAAAGGUGGGCAAGGAGGAUACGGUGGUUCCAUCACGAUUGAAAACCUCUUCGGAGAACCGCUUUUGGGUCCGAUCUGCGAGGAAACUAGAGGAACUUUUGGUCGCGAAGGUAAAGACGGAAAAGGCGGCACGCAUGGCAAGCACGGCAAAUCAGCCGGUGAUGUUGGCUACAUUGACAAAGUGGCCAUGGCCUGGAACUGGGCAUACGAAACAAGAUUCUUCGGUUUUAACAAUGAUGUCGCGCUGGACAUCAGCUAUUCGUCAAAUGAACCAGACGACGAACCGUACGUUCGAUGCAAUCCGCACGGCCGAGGAGAACGAUACGCCACAAUCGAAUAUAGCAGUCGCUCCAACACUGACGUCGAGACCCAAGAGGAAGAGAAGACGACCAAAGGGCGACUCAAUCGGACGGAAAGAGAAACAGAGGCUGUUAAGAAGAAAGCCGUAACUCGCCAGAGUCUUGGACAGCACGUCACUCAAGUACUUGAACGCAAGCAGGUGAGCCAAAGUGUUCAAGCCAACAUGGCCUCUACGAUGGAAUCGAGUUUGAACAGGGAUGUCCAUAUGAGUGAGCGGGCUAUAGUUGAGCAGGAGAAUGAAAUUGAAUGUGAAAUCAAGUCGGCAUUCGUCCGGAGAUUGGACAGUCAACGAUUACAAGAUACUUCUCAUUCUUCAAAAAGUAAAGCAAAAGAUACUCGUCUAGCUGAAGACAUUUACGACCCAUUUUACUCUGAAAACGGAGUACAGGAAAGCACAUUUUGCACAAUUUGUUUAAAGUGUAAAUUCGUUGAAAGACUAGAAGAAGCCAAAGAUCUGCCAAUUCAAAACAGUACAGCUGUCAGGUUGAGUCCCAACGCCCUGUUUCGCUGCUUGGAACGAUUGUCGACAACGGACGGAGUCGACAACAUCCUGCAUUGCAUUUUCGGUCAAAAAGAAUCGUUCGGCUCUUAUUUAUGCCGAAAAACAGAGCCAUACCGGAAGCAAAUCUCCAACUACAUUCGAGCUAAUGGCACAACAAAUUAUCACACUUUCUCCUCCCUUAUUAAGCGUUUCGUUUUUGAAGUAAAAGAGGACGACAAAGACUUCCCUGUUGCUAAUAUCAAAAGAGAAGAAUACUUAAAGUUCAAAGAUGAUCAUCAACUGUGGAAGAUUAUGGAGCGUGUUCAAAAUGAGCUGAAGGAAGAAAUCGUCAAGUCUGAGAAUGAGAAGUUGAUUAAAGUGCUGGAUAAGUAUGGAAAAACGCUAGAGGACAAGGUGAAUUACGUCAUCAACCGUUUCUUGUCUGAUGAAGGCAAUCGACAAGACGCCGAAGCUUGGGAGGAAGUUUGGUCUUCGAGUGGUCAAAAUUUCAAAAAAAUUGUCAAGAGCCUGAAAGAAAAAUUCAAUUGGAAAGAAGUUGCCAAGUCUAAGGCGUUGAUGGAAGAGUAUGCGAAAUAUGUUCAAUCGUCGCUGACUACUCUGGGCCGAUCGGAGUUGGAAUUGAUCGCUCUGAUUUACGAUAAGAAAAUUCACAUUUACGUUAUAGAUAACCAAAACAACAAUGACGACAGUUUACCGCCAUUUAAAUUCAACGAGACACUAAAUGCGGAUGGCAGCGAGGAGCAUUUUAUUCUUUACGAAAAAGAUGCAUGGCAAAAGCUGGAAGUGAAUCCUAAGUUACGACAAUUUUUUGAGCAACGGGCUCGUCAAGCUGCAAAUUUGCGGCAACAGACUGAAAUCGAACCAGUUAAUGCUGGAAUGAAUCCAGUAUCCACAGAUUCCAACAGUCAAUCAACGCAAGAAGAUGCGGAGUUCAAAAAAUUAUCGUCAUGGUUUGAAAAGUAUUACACUAAAAAUCGACAAGUCAUCACUUCCAUCCUUAUGCUUAAUCCUCAAUACGUUGACACACCAGAUGUACUGUGUAAGUUACUCAGGCGUCAUCUGACACCAAAAGGUCACAGAUCUAUCGAUCCUGACGUCAGUUUAGUCGACGAAUUGGCCUCUGAUAUUUGUUCACUAUCGCAACGAGUUUUAGAUUAUAAUAUCAGAGACUUGGAUCCGAUUUUCUACUUGAACAUCGUCGACAAAUUUUGCCCGCAUCGCUGGAAAUACGAAUUCUUAUUGCAAGAAAUGGAAGAGAAGAUAUUGGUCGUCCUACAGCCCGAAGAGAGAAAAUCUUGGAGAUGCGCUUUGUACAAGUUGAGUGGUAGGAUGAUAUCAUUACUACGAGACCGUCUUGUCGCUUCCACAGAAAGAAAUUCUUCACUUACAACCGAGAAACUGGGAAAAACCUUGAAAAUGUUGGCUGGAGAUUUACGUUUCACGGAAGACGAUAUAAUCCGCCUUAGUCAUCUGACGAUCAAUGACUGGUAUUUCGAACUCAAGAGCAAAAUGUGGGAAAAAUUAGUUGAUAAUUUACAUCCAUCACUGGUGCGACUUGAAGACAAGAAGGAAAUUGUCUACUUGUUGCUAGAGCUGGAAAACAAAAAAGGAGAAGAGUUUUGCCACAAAUUGGCCAAAGAAUGUCGGAGUGUCGGAAUCAAGAGAGGAUCACACAUUGCCAAACUACUCCAGCAAAAACUUUACUCGGACGGAUCCUCUCUGGUGAAUUCCGGACAAGAGAGAACUUUCAAAGACAUCAUACGAGUUAUGAAAAAAGACGGAAAUACAUCGACUGGCGUUGAAUCUCAACUGGAAGAUGUUGAAUUGAAUGUUCUCAUGAGCAAAUGCAAUGAGAUUACACUAGAAAAAAUGGACUCGAUUCGACGAUUCGACAGUCUAUCUCUAGAAGACAUCAAGUCUUGGGCCUUGAAGGAAACGAAAUUUAAAGCCAGAGGCUUAUCGCUAUACGAGUUUCUCUUCAUUUACGAUCGCGCCGUCCAAUUGAAAAUGCAAUUCCGGUUACGAGACACUCAACGAGUGACCAUCACGAGUUUAUUGUACAAUUACACUAGUUCGCUGGCUCAAGUAUCAACUGGCGAAGGCAAAUCGCUGAUUGUCGCCGGAGUGGCCAUCUACCGCGCACUUCACGGCUUAAAAAUCGACAUCAUUACAAGCAAUAGCGUGCUGGCCCUUCGUGAUUCUAGCACCUCGGUGGCCGAAGGAGGAUUACGAGAUCUAUACGAAAUUUUCGGCGUCUCCGUCUCGAACAAUUGCAGUGAAGUAGAUGACGAUCGCGUCCGGUGCUACGAUUGUUCAGUCGUUUACGGAGAAUUGUCGAAUUUCCAACGUGAUUAUUUGUUGGACACUUUUUACGGACGCAACAUUCGCGGUGAUCGAAGAUUUGAUUGCGUCAUCGUCGACGAAGUCGAUUGCAUGUUGCUAGACAGAGGCAACAACAUGCUGUACCUAUCGCACGACAUCCCAGGUAUGGAGAUGUUGGAAUCGCUCUACGUCUUUGUUUGGGAAAAGAUUCGAACUUCACGCGCCAGUUUGGAACAAAUCAAGUCGGAUGUUUUAUACGAUCUCUUUGGAACUAUUACCAAAGACGAUUUUGAAGCUAUCGAUUCCUCAUUAAAGAACAAUCCAUCAAAGAAGAACGCGAUAUGGGCUUACUUGAUCGAAAAUAAAAUACUGGACGAACGAGGGCGACUGAAAGUAGAAGAUGUGGAACAAAUUCCAAAGAUCAAUUAUCCCAACUCCUGUCUAAACCACAAAUUGAAUUACUAUCUCAGGAACGUCAUUGAACGUGAUCGCCGCAUCCGGAUACCCGAGAGAUUUUUGUCCUUUGUUGACCAACACCUGGAAAGCUGGCUGGCGAACGCGGUGAAAGCACUAGUACUGAAUGCCGACGAGCACUAUGUCGUCGAUCAGGACAGAUCAGGGACCAGUCCCGACCUCAAUCCCCAGGUUAUUAUCAUCGAUGCCGACACCGGAACCGACCAGACAACGUCUCAGUGGGACGGUUCGCUUCAUCAGUUUUUGCAACUCAAAGAAGGAUGUCAAAUUUCGUUGCAGAGUCUCAAAGCGGUUUUCAUUAGUAACGUCACGUACAUCAAACGUUACGACAAACUGACCGGUCUUACUGGCACGCUAGGAUCGCAACCGGAACGGGACUUUUUACAACAAACGUACGAAUGUGAUUACUUUACUUUGCCAACGGCUUAUCCUAAAGUUUUCACUGUCAAGCGAGCAAAAGUGGUCAAGACGGAAGAAAAAUGGCUGGAUGCCAUUGCGGAUGAAACGCGUCAGACUAUUUUGAAUGAAAAAGCUCGUUCAAUGGUCAUAUUUUGUAAAUCAAUCAACGACGUGAAAAUGACUCAUCAACGGCUAAGAGAGGUCUUUCAAACAGAAAUUUCGACAAAGAAAAUGAAAAUUCAUCACUACACUCGCGACUACGAAAAAUUUGAAUUUGAAAGCAACGAGCUGGACGUUGGUCACGUCAUAGUGGCGACCAAUUUGGCCGGACGAGGCACCGAUAUCAAAAUUAGCCAAACAUUGCGCGAUAAUGGAGGAUUACACAUAUGUUUGACUUACCUGCCGGAUAACGUGCGGAUCGAGGAACAAGCACUAGGUCGUGCGGGUCGAAAAGGAGCGCCCGGAAGUGGAAUCCUCAUCUUGUGUGAAUCACCAGAGACAAUGGACACGACUGGCUCUUGGGGAACCUGCAAGAUUUUUGACAUGAAAGAAGAGAGAAAUCGUCAAGAAUUGCAAAGAAUAUCGAACUUAGCUGACGAUUUCUACCGAAAUAUUGACAAACAGGAAAAAUGUUUUGAGCAGUUUUCCAGGCAUUACGCGAAACUCAAGCGGCAAUUGGACGGACAGAGGGACAGUGUUGAAAUCGACAUGAUUUGUUUAAGCGCUCUUGACAGGUGGGCUUUAUGGCUUGACUCGAUCGAUGAUGGCAAAACUUUCGAGUCUCAGUCCAUCGAAAAAGUGUUGAAGAGAUUGAAAGACGAACUGAUUGACCAAUUGGAAGUGUCAAGUGAUAUCAGCUGGGUCACUCCUGCUCGUUCAAUUGUUAUUGCUAAACAACUGGCCACACGCAAAGAAAAACCUAACGUGUCAAUGGCGGCCACCCUUUUAGAUCGACUAAUCGAAUCAAAAGACCAAAGUUUCUUCUAUCCAGCGGCCCAUUAUUAUCGCGCUCUAGUGAUCGUCAAGGAAGGAAAAUUCAGGCGGGAAAAAAACAAAUUUUUUCGAUCUUUACGCACCGCUGAAGCCAUUCUUGAACAGCAUGUUGAUUUGCAAAUGUCUUACUCGCAAAUCGUUAGUUUAACAAUGACAAAGUCUGGCGCAGAAAACUCCUUUUGUGAUAUCGAGGCCUAUAAGCGACAGAAGGAAAAUGUUAUUAAGAUAAUGGAGCACUUCCAAAGUUCGAUUCGCUCUUUGCUUGGCAAUCAUUGUUCCGUGGCAGGUCUCCAAGAAGCCGGAAUCGACGAAAUCAAAGUGGAUGUCUAUUUUGAAAAUCUAGAAAACUCUUCCAGCGUCGUUUGUCACGUUAACGACGCCGGCUCUGUACCAAAUCGAGAUUCCGCCAUCCAACAAGUAGCAGAUGUUUAUGGAGUUAAAAAAAAUUCCCUUAUCCAAUUUCUAAACUCAAAUGAACAUUUGACCAACAUAACUGAAAAAGAAAUUGAGAAAAAAUUGAAAAACAGUGGUAUGAUACAGUGCACCAGAAAAGCAUUUUGGAACUUGCUGGUCAAGAACAAAGUCUUACACGAUGUUCACAAGUGUGCCAUCCUGUCUGUUUCCGAUUGCGAUGGCCUUUCUGGGUUCGACCAAAGUCAAAAGAUUAACGAUGAAAUUGGAAUGGCCAAUUACGUUCUUUACAAUCCUACAUAUUCUAGUCAGACGGACUUGCUCGAUAAAAAGAAAGUUUUAGUUCGCAAAGAUUAUCUUAAAUCUAUUCUCUCUACUAAAGAAUAUCGCCACAGGAAGAAAAGCUUCGAAUCUAAUAAAAUUGCCUGGGUCGAUUUCAAGAAACUCAAAACGGUCGAUCUGAGAGCCCUCGGCCAGCUAAGUUUGGAAGCUUUGAAUUACAGCACCAGAAUACAUCCGGAAGACUGCCAACACAUUUGGAAUGCUCUACAAGUGCAAGGGAUCAUUGACGAUCAAGGGAAUCUUGCUCAAGAUUACAAGGAUCAACAGUUUUGUUACCCUAAAUGUCCUAUUUACGAAAAUCCUGUCGGGAGUUUAGUAAAAAGAUUUUUUUUAGCCGAAACGGUUAGGCGCCGAUGGCUUAACGAAAAAGAUAGUGACCGGUUCAAGGCGAUAGCUGGUUUAGCACUAAAAACUUACCAAGACAUGCUGUCGGAUUUAAUGAGAGCACACAUAAUCUCUGGUGCCAGAGUGAAUGAAAAAAAGAAAGCGGGCGAUUUGGAAAAGGCUGUUAAGGUAAUCACGAAAGACAAACAGGAUAGCGGACGAAUUGUUACGUUCUUGAAAAACCACCAAGCCGUUUACGCCGCCCUGGAGACGCCCGACGCUGCACUGGAAUCCAUCGAAACCUCCAUCCGUCAGAGAAGUGACAUGAACAACGUUUCGACGGAACUAUACGUUUUUCGUCUCCUUGGCUUUGAUCAUGUCAUUGAAAUGAAGGAGGAAAAUAGGUCGUGGAAAAUGAUUCUAAGAGCUUCCUUGAUCAUUGCUUUUGGUGUCGCUCAGGUCGCUCUUGGAGCACUCAUCCAAAUGAAAUUCGCUGGACUAAUGACUCACGUUGGUUCGGGACUGAUGUCCGAAGGCGUAUCCGACAUUCUUUUUGCCGUGUCAGCUCUUUGGUCUGGAAACAACUUCACUUGGGCUGAUUACGGUCGUCACAAACUAAUGAGCAUCGCUAUGACUGUCGGGACCAUGGGAAUCGCUGCUGUCUUUUCCAGAGGUGUGAAAUUUUUCAAAUACGGAUACAAAACAGUGGGUCCUGCUUUCAAGGAAGGUGGGAAAGUAGCAGCUCAAAGCGCAAGUGCAAUGAAAUUGACGGCCGGGACCAUCGUGAACCAAGUCGUGAAAACCACCUGCAUCAAAAUCGGCCAGGGCGUUGCUUUAGGGCUGCUCAACAAGCAAAUAGAGUCAAUUGUUAACAGGCAACUUGCACAACUUUGCCGUAAACUAGGCACAACUCUCAUAGCAAAAAUCAAUAAAGCUGUCGUCGAAAACUUCACAAAUAUGAAUGAGACGUUGAACCGCCUCUACAGGUUGCACGGGCCAGCUGAAGCGCAGCGUCUUGUCUCUGAAAAAAUGCAACAGGUCACUACCGGCUGGGUCCAGACAGGACAAGAAUGUCUUUCAAAAGUUUUAAGUGCCGUCUCGUCGGGACUGAGUGAAGCUCUUAGUAAAAGACGCAUGCUUAGCGCCGCAAGAAACAACGUAUUUAAAAUAGCAACCAAAGUGAUGCAAGUUAUCAGCAUGUGUGUGGAAAAAUUCAGCAUUGUUAUCAAAUUAGUCGACGUGUUGCUCACGCGCACCACACAGUUUCACUCGGAACUCAAAAAGUGCAAUAAUAAAUCAACAAAAGAACUAGGUGAUUUCGACGCUAGAGAAGUGGAACGCUUUCAAAAAAAGGUGCAAGACGAAAUGAAAACUGCACUGGGCAGGGAAGCUGGUCAAAUGAUCGAAUCGUGGACGACACAAAUGUUACAAAGUGCAGCUAAACAGGUUGUCGUGUCAACGGCACGGACAAUCAAAAAAGUUUAUCGAGACCACCAAGAAAAGGGUUACCGUGAAGAGUUGCAAAAACUUCAAGAAGAAAGAAAAAAGGCUAGCCAAUCUUCAGGUGAACAUCAAGGAUCAAAUGAAGCGACUCGAUCUCCACAGACCCAGGCCCACGUCAAAGCUUGCUUGGCGCUGAUGCGCAAGACCAAAGAUCCAAGACUCUUUGCUGCCCUAAUUCGCGAAGGAGUUCCAGCUGACCGAUUCUGUGUCAACGCGCUCUGUAGCGCAUUGCCGGCUGUGUUGCAGAGUCUGGGUGUUGCUAACGCGGAUGUGGCCGUUCGAAUUGAGAGUUCCGACGACCACUUUGUUCACGAAAGUGAUCCUGCCAAUUCCAAUGCUAUUGUCAUUAAAGUAGAACGAGCAGUCGAUGGCCAGUCAAUGGGUCACUUUUACAGCAAUGAUGGCAGUGGUCCUAGUUCUGGAAAUGGUUACGACUGCUUGUUUCACUGUCUGGCGAAUCAAAUUAAAGCGAACCACAAUGUAGAAUUGAAUCCGACCCAGUUGCGUGAAGUCGCUGCCUCAAUGGUUGAGAAGGAUCCAUCUGUUUCUCAGGCCAUCCGCAACGGCUGGCACAAGUAUACUCUCGACAAGGGAUUUUACGGAGGAGGUGAACAUUACAGAAGCUUAAAACACUCUUAUGGAUAUUGCGACCGGCACGGAGAGACUAAGAAGUAUUCAAAGAAGGACAUAGUCGAAUCUGAUCAUCAGCCCGCUAAAUCUAUGUGGAAAUUUGCAAAAGAUGCCGGCAUAAAGAACAUGGACGAGAACGAUUUCCCAAGUAUGAGUAUCCCAAGAGAGCUGCAUAAAGAAACGUUGAACUACGCUGGAAAAGCGAAAAUAAACAGUAAAUUCAAUCAGCAACAAAAGAAAUUCAUGCGGGAAGGCAAGUACAAGGAAGCCAUGUUUCACGCGGUCUAUAACAAUUGGCUACAACCAAUUUUCGGGAGGGAGUCGGCAGAAGUCAUAGACAAAGUUUAUAAAAAUUUGAUCACCAAUUAUGUGAACACUGCUUUUAACGCCAACAUCAUUGACUCUGACGGAGUAGAAUAUCUUAAAAAAGAAUUUACGAAAAUAUACAACGAAGCUCUGGCUAUAAAAGCCCGAAAACGUGCACAGUAGGGGGACAGCUUAAGGUUUUUUUUUCUCUUCAAGUUUUUAAAUUUGUCUGUCAAAAUAUGAAAAUUGGAAAAGCAAAUGUAACUAACCAGUGCAAAGCUGUCGUACAGUUUUUGUUAGCCAGCAACUAACCCAGUUUUACCUAUUAUUUUCAUUUGGAUUUUAAUUUUUUGUUAUCGAGUUGUAACUUACAAAACACAAUUCUUUCUGUUCGCUGAAUUGUUAGUGUGAUAAACAAACCUUUACUGUAAUAAAAUUAGAUGUGCUUACCAGA